UAAGAUGGCGGCUGAGGCGCAGGGUGAAGGGGAGGUGCCAACCCGCGAACCCGGCCGGAGUGAUGCUAUCUGCAGUUUUGUUCUCUGCAAGGACUCUUCCCUUCGGGGUCAGCCUAUUAUCUUCAAUCCUGACUUUUUUGUGGAAAAACUCCGACAUGAGAAACCUGAGGUGUUCACUGAGUUGGUGGUCAGCAAUAUUACAAGGCUCAUCGAUCUACCUGGAACUGAGUUGGCUCAGCUAAUGGGGGAAGUGGACCUUAAGUUGCCUGGUGGGGCUGGUCCAGCAUCAGGAUUCUUCCGGUCUCUGAUGUCUCUCAAGCGGAAGGAAAAAGGAGUAGUAUUUGGAUCUCCUUUGACAGAGGAAGGCAUUGCCCAGAUAUACCAGCUGAUUGAAUAUCUACACAAAAACUUGCGAGUAGAGGGUUUGUUUAGAGUACCAGGGAAUAGUGUCCGACAACAGAUUUUAAGGGAUGCUCUCAAUAAUGGAACUGAUAUUGACUUGGAAUCAGGAGAGUUUCACUCAAAUGAUGUUGCCACCUUGCUGAAGAUGUUUCUGGGAGAGUUACCUGAGCCCCUGCUGACACAUAAACAUUUCCAUGCACACCUUAAAAUUGCUGAUUUGAUGCAGUUUGAUGAUAAAGGGAACAAGACCAACGUACCAGAUAAGGAACGGCAGAUUGAGGCUCUUCGGUUGCUCUUCCUUAUUCUCCCUCCACCCAAUCGUAACUUGCUGAAGUUAUUGCUUGAUCUCCUGUACCAGACAGCAAAGAAACAAGACAAGAAUAAGAUGUCUGCCUAUAAUUUGGCCCUUAUGUUUGCACCCCAUGUUUUAUGGCCAAAAAAUGUCACUGCAAAUGACCUACAAGAGAAUAUUGCAAAGUUAAACAAUGGGAUGGCUUUUAUGAUUAAACACUCCCAGAAACUUUUUAAGGCUCCUGCCUAUAUUCGGGAAUGUGCCAGAUUGCACUAUUUGGGCUCCGUGGUGCAAGCAUCAAAGGAUGAUCUUGACUUGACAGUUUCAUGUCAUACUAAGUCCUUCCAAUUUACAAAGUCUCAGAAACGGAACCGAGUGGAUUCCUACUCCCAUGAGGAGACCCAGCAGCGUACAGAUGAGGCACUGAGAGAACUGUUCCAACACGUUCAUAAUAUGCCAGAGUCAGCAAAGAAGAAACAACUUAUUAAACAGUUUAAUAAGCAAUCUGCGACCCAGACACCAGGACAAGAACCUUCUACUCCCUGCAUACACAAGAGGGCACGUUCACGGUCCUUCAGUGGUCUUAUUAAGCGGAAGGUCCUAGGAAAUCCAGUGAUGUCAGAAACGAAAAAUAAGAACCCUGCUCUGGAAACUGUAGCUUUUGGUGAAUUGAAGAGAGCCAGCAAAGAAAAUAUGAACCUAUUAUUUUCUGACUCCCCACCUGUCAUGAUGACCCCAACAAGAUUGAAAUGGUCUGAGGGGAAGAAAGAGGGGAAAAAAGGAUUCCUCUGAAGCAUCCAGACCUCUCUCGUCUACCCAGGAUUUUCUCUGUAGUGGGCCAGGAGUCUUUACCACUCACAGAGAAGCUUGGACUUGCAGCUUGCUUGCUGUAUUUUGAGUUGUGAAAGUCAACUAAUCUGUGAUCUUAUUGAUACCUCUAACCCCACUCACUGGAUGAUGUCUGUACACUCUGCCUUCUGAAUCAGUGCUAGCAGCCUUUUUUUUUUUUUAAACUAUUAUGGGAAAGACCACUAACACGGCAGGUUACACAGCACACCUGGACAGGCCAGGUGGGUUCUAGUACUUAUUCAGUAUAUUUGCUUAGGCAGGUUGUACUUUUUUUUAAUAUGACAUUUGUGCUUAACUGUGAUUUUUUUUUUUUCCUUUUUAAUUACUGUCAAUCCUAGUGGAUUGAUGUUAUUUUUAACUGAUAUUUUGGACUUUUCUAUUUUGAUAGUAUUAUGGGGUUUUGGUUGUUUUUUAUUUGUUGUUGUUGUUAAAAGCCAUUUUUUGGAUAGGUAAUCUAAAAGGGCUCUGAGGCAGAUACCUUUCACCCUUCUCCAGCUCAAGCUUUGGGAAAGCUAUUUCAUAAGCUAUAUUCUUUAGUAUCUUAUUGUGUCCCCAAAUUUUAUAGCUUUCCUAGAAAUUUUAAAUUUUUGCAUGGAUACGAGAUUAUAGGAUAUUUGAUUUGUGAUAUUAAAAAAGGAGAGUUUAGAAUGUUAAAAUAUUUUAUCAAAUUUCGGUUAAAUUGUGUCUCUCCAUUCUUCUCUCCCUUUCCUCAGUGAUGUCAAAAUAGCUGUGUGGUUGCUGAACUCAUUUCCAGCUGUUUCCUCUCACCUACAACAUUUCUGGUGCCAGUGUAAUACUUCGGUGCCAUAUCACCGUGACUCAGAGAAAGUCACUGACAGUUUUCUAGCUGUUUGCUGAAAGAGCUGUGCGUGUGGACGCUCUGGAGUGUGACUGGGAUGGGGCCAAGUGGCUGUGUGUUCAGGACAACUCCUUAUGGAUGGGACUUUAGUGCAUCCUUCUUAGGGACCUGGGGUGUGGGCUAUUCCACAUCUUGAGAGCAAGUUGGAGUCAGAGGAAGGAAGUGUGAGCAAUGGUGUCUGCAGGCCUGAGAGGAAUUAAAGGAGGAAAUGUUCUUUGGAUGCACCUGAGGCUUUCACCAGUGUUUAAGGAGCUGCUGCUGCACUGACCGCUCCUUGUCAGAAUGUGCAUGCAGAGUAUUUGCUCAUGGCGCCACACCUCUGACUGGGUUAGGCAUGACCUUAGGUCUGAGGUGAGAAGUGGCAAGGCUGUGACCUGGUGUGGAGCCUGCUGCCCAGAGAGCAACGCGUGGCAGGGGAGAUGCUGGGUUCGUGCCUUCUCUGUUAAGCAGUGGGACAUUCUCACCCGUGUGCUAGAACUGAGGCGGCCUCUGUGCAGAAGCAGUUUCUCAUCAAUGUAUGAUUUUCUGAUGUUUUAAAACCACUGAAAAUGCUGUGUUAUAGCUGAACCAAAAGAUGAGUCUGGGCUUGGGUUUGUCCAGGUAUUGGUCCUUUUUUGUACUUUGUUUUGCUGCUAUAACAGCAAAAGAAAAGUGAAGGAAAAAUGUAACCUUUGGCCUUCCAGUGUGUAGUUUAUGAACAGCUGAUGGGUAGGAGUAUAAUGGUGCUGAGAAGCCCCGAUCUCCAGAGCAGCUUAUAUGAGUCUUUAAAAUAGUAUUAGCUAACUCAUUGUUGGACUGUUUUUCUUACUGAGAAAAAAUUAAGUUCCUUGGCACCAGCCAUCACUGAAUUCAAGCAGAAACUUGUGUUAGUAUGACCAGGGUGAAGUAGUGUUCUCCCUUAACUCCACACUUCCUUUUCUUAGUUGUCUGAGUGUUUCUUUGGAGGAAAGAACCUAUUUGCUGUGUUCAGGCAUCAAGUAGCAAGCAUAGAGCAGUGACCUGAUACCUUUUUAUUCAUUCUGUGGUUAUAUUUGAGGGAAGAGUGGAGAUUUAGGAGAUGUCUGAUGGCUAAGUGGAAUCAGUACCCCAGACUGGUGUCCUGGGCUUGUGUGGUGAGGAAGGAGUUUGUCAUGCACAUGCGUCUAGAUAGCUCGCCUCCUUGGGCAGUCUGUGUGUCUCAGGUAAUGUGUGUUUCGUUAAAGUUAUUUAUUGAAUAUGCUGUCCCUGCAUUAAGGGUAUGAUAGGUCAUUUUUCUUCUAGAAGCUGUGAUCUAGUUGGAAUCUGAGUUUGAAGAAAACAGAACAUAACCUUCUGCUUUACAGUAUGUAACUAUUCUAAUCCUGUGGAGUGUUAUGGGGAACUCAAAGACAAAAGCCUUUUGCCAUUUACUAUGGAAGGGUACUACCUCCCUUCUGAUAUGGUGGGUAGGUAUUUUUGAGCCAGUAUUUUUUUUAAUUAAAAAUUAAAUUUAAAAUAAUUUAAAAAAAUCCAUAAGGUAUGUUAAAGAUUUGUUUUGUCAUGUUUAUUUUUCAUGCUGGAACAAUCUUUUUGGAAAUGCCUCUUGCAUCUUUUAAAAUUUCAUUUCUUUCUGAGGUGAAUUGUGGUAAGUUUUGGUGUGGUGUCAGGUGGAGGCAGAGUAUUUGUGGCAGGGAACAAAAGCAUAAAAGUGCCAACCACAUCUCCUUGAUUCAGGCUUGCAGUAGGUGAGCUUCACCAGUGGGAUCAUGAAAGCUGCAGAUGCUAGAGUUUCUAGUCUUUAUAGUGAUGGGCCGCCACUCUGGGAACAGUGACUUUGGUUGAGAAACUCCACUGCAGCAGUGAAAGAGAUUAGGAGACACUGACUGUACCUGAGUGUCAGAACCUAGGAAAGGAGCCGGUACUUAAUGAGCCAUGACUGAAACAUGUUGGUCUUUCGUAAAAGGAGCCUUUGUCUUAAAUGUCCUUCCAGAGUUGGUCAGGAGUGACCUUUGGGAAAUGACUAAUGCAGGGCAGUUAACAGCGGUGGUCACUGGAUGUUCCAGAGGGGUCUUGUUUCACUGCCCGUGAAGCUGGUUGAUCCCAGAAUGUCAGAGCAGAACCAUCUGUUCUCCUUAAGAGCAGUGUUGCUGCUCUGCUUCCCUUACAGGCGUCUGUGUUAGAUACGGUUUGAAGUGCUGCCUUCUCAGAGCUGUGGUCACUGGGGCUGUGCCACACCAACUCCCUUGCAGAACAGGGAAGCCAGUUUUGGGAAGGGACUUCUCUAGACUUCUGAGUUCAUGCCAUGUCCUUGCAUAGGUGCUAAAGCUGGUGCCUCCAUUCUGCUCUUUUGAAGUUGAAUUCCUGUUCCUAGGAAAGCACUCAUGCUUGCCCUUCUCUACCCUGAAGCCUUUGUACUGAAGCUAGAACCUCGAUCUAAACCUGAGUUUCCGGCAUUUGGGCAGAGUUGCCCUGGCAUUUGGGGUAGAUCUGGUUCCUAAGAGAAUUUUCAAACCAGUGGUGAUUAACCCAAUUCCAAACUCAACGCCUGAGAUCUUUCUACCAGUGGAGAGCUGGUGGAGGGGCUAGUGAGGAGUUAGAGUGCUAGGGUUGCCAUGGAAACUGGAGUGUGUGAGGCUGCAGCCUGGCUAGCUCACGAGCCAUUGAGCACCCCUAGGCGUGUUUAGGGACCAGCAGGACUUGGGGAAAAUAUUUCCUAGGCGCAGAGUCCUUUCUUCAUAGCAGAGGUUGCUUUUGCCCUAUCCCUGUGCUUGCUAGCAAGAGAAACAGGUUUCCUAAUUGCUUCAUUGUUUUUAAUGUUCAUUCUUAUUUGACUGUCUUAUAUAUAUGUAUGUAUUUAUGUAUGUAUGUAA
Condylura cristata (star-nosed mole) is the source of this 5230-nucleotide messenger RNA. It is a transcript of the gene ARHGAP19, whose product is annotated as Rho GTPase activating protein 19. Gene Ontology annotation, biological process: regulation of small GTPase mediated signal transduction; signal transduction. The transcript has 12 exons. The coding region runs from base 5 to 1486 and encodes 493 amino acids. Gene Ontology annotation, cellular component: cytoplasm. NCBI's taxonomy places the organism in Eukaryota, Metazoa, Chordata, Mammalia, Eulipotyphla, Talpidae. The record is from RefSeq and is a predicted model, not a curated record. Gene Ontology annotation, molecular function: GTPase activator activity.